Molecule: messenger RNA, 1408 nt
Organism: Sycon ciliatum
Lineage: Eukaryota; Metazoa; Porifera; Calcarea; Leucosolenida; Sycettidae
Product: pyridoxal phosphate phosphatase PHOSPHO2-like
Exons: 3
Coding region: 166-888 (240 amino acids)
Molecular function (GO): phosphatase activity
Source: RefSeq, a predicted model, not a curated record
UGAAGAUGCCUUGAUGGACUUUCACUUUGUUUGACACUCGCAAACAUAUUCUAUUUCCUCUCUAUUUGCUGCUGUUGAUGCCUUGGUCAAGUUGGUGCAGUACUAGUGGAUACAGAAACGUUGAACUGGCAGAGCUGCAUGACUUUGUCCAUCUAGGAAAAAGCCAUGACAGCAGCUGCAGAGGCCUGUCACCGUACCCUUGUAGUGUUUGAUUUCGAUCAGUCGCUGCUUGAGGAUGAUACAGAUCGCUGGUCAAUGAAACUUGGCGGUGACGAGGCAGCUGCUUUGCGGGCCUCACGUGGACGAGAUGAUUGCUGGACAGAUCUGAUGGGUGAGAUAUUCGCGGUGAUUCAUAGCAAAGGUGUUGGAAGGGAGCAGUUUGAAGCGCACAUGCAAGGCAUGGUUAUUCACACCGACAUGCUGGCUGCAUGUAAACUGAUGGAAGGCCGAACCGAUGUUGACUGUUUCAUUCUGUCCGACUCCAACUCAGUGUUCAUCGAUGUCCUUCUCGAGCGCUACGUCUUGAAAAAUCUGUUCAAGCGUGUCGUCACCAAUCCAGCUCACUUUGAUGAAAAUGGUUGCUUGCGCAUUCAGCACUGCCAUUCGCAUUCCUGCGCCACCUGUGUGCUGAAUCUCUGUAAAGCAGAGUUCAUGAGUGAAUUCAUAGCCACCACGCCAUACGCACGGAAGGUUUACAUUGGCGAUGGCGGCGGCGAUCUUCAUGCAGCGUUGCAGCUCUCGCCAGGUGACACUCUCCUGGCACGGCGAGGCUAUCCUCUCAUGAAGAAGCUGGCAACUCCGGCGGGGCAGGACUUCAAAGCCAAUCUUGUGCCUUGGGACAGUGGAACGGAUGUUCUGAGCUGGUUCCAGAAACACUUAUCAAGCUAGUCACUGUGCAGCUAGUGAGACUAUCUAUCAUAACUAGAGUACACUCCUCACAGUCUACAGUCAUCCGUAGUAGCUGUCCGUCUAGCCAUUACACAUAGUAUUACAUUAUACCCUUUAAUACCCUGUCAUAGUAUGCUGUGCAUAUUUUCAGGUUCACAUUUUAGAAGCUGUUAUUGUUAUUUAUUUAGUAGUAAUACAUGUACACGUAGAUAAUGUACUUGAAGUCCAGGGUGGUUGGUGUCUGCUGGUCGGCAUUGUCUUCUUGUAGAACUGAACUCGUACAUACAAUGAUACAAUACAAUUGAAUGUAUCAUAGCCUUGUAUACAUGUACUGUCACAUGGUGAUGUACACUGUAGAGUAUAAUGUUAUCUCUUAUUUAUUCUGGCACAUGCACACUUAAUUUUCAACACCAAUGCCUCUACGCACACUUCCGUGUGUUUCCCCUUGCAUGCAAAGAGUGCAUGGGAUCACAAGAGAAACUGCAAACAUGUGAAGUCAAUCGGAAUGAUUCUUUCUCAA